ACGACUCGCCGAUGGCUCUCCCGGAUAAACAUUGUCGGCAGUGGCAAAAAUUGUUAAUUAAAUAUAAAAAAUCGCGACUUUGGCUUUUGUGAAUUUUAAGAGUGGAAUUUGACUCAAGUUUUGGUGCCUCGUUUGAUGCAAUGGAGGAUACUGUGGCUCUCUAUCGCGAGCAGUUAAACCAAGUUGAGGCAGCUUUGGUUGUAGCAGAGGAUGAAGCUUCGAGGGCGCAACUCAAGGAACUCGAAGCCAACCUUAGAGAGUUGAUAGGCCUCACGGAAGAAGAGGACAAAGAAAGACGAGACGCUGAGUGGAAGUUGUUCCAAAGUGAAGUUGGCAGCGGAUGGAAGUCCGGGGACAAGUGCCGGGCGCCGUUCUCGGCCUGCGUCGGACUUCACAACGCGAUGGUGAGCGCCCUGGAGGCUGAGCAGGACAGCGCCGUGGUGGUUUUUGUGCAGCCCCUGGUGACGCAAAUGCGUCUCUGUCCGCACCACCUGGCCAACAAGUGCCGCUUCGAUGGCCGCUGCCGCUUUUCCCACGGCCACCGACUGCCCCUUUCGCAGCUGCAGCCCUUUGUCGAGCCCGACUUCAGCUCGGUGGCCGCCGGGGCCGUCGUUUUGGCCGCCGGCGACGACCAUUUGUGGCGCAGGGCCUCGGUCAAGGACGUCGAGGCUUCGGGCGAGUGUCAUUUGCAGUUUGAACAGUCCGGUGUUGAAAUCGUCCUGCCCAUGGCCUCAGUGUGGCCGCUGGAGGCGGCCGAGGACAAGGAGGACACCAGCAGUGGCGACGACGAAGAGGAGGAACUCGAGUUUCAGAAUUCGAUCGUCAAUCAGGUUUUGCAGGCUGGUGCUGGAAAUGCUUUAGGCGCUUGGGAAAAACACACCAGGGGCAUCGGAUCCAAAUUGAUGGCCAGCAUGGGCUACAUUUUGGGAGCCGGACUUGGAACCAGACAGCAAGGACGAAUCGAACCGGUUGAAGCCACAGUUCUACCAGCUGGAAAGUCUUUGGAUGAGUGCAUGAGACUGAAAGAAGAGGCGGGAGAUGAUGAUCUUUUUAGCGCGGAACGACGCCAACGCAAAUUAGAACGCAGAAGACUGAAACGAGAGCAGAACAAAGCUGCGGCUGAGAAAAAAGGCACCGACAUGUUCUCCUUUCUCAACCGACACCUCGCCACCGAAUCUAAAAAACCACAAGUUCCUGUCGAUGAUGGCUUGGCUACCGAGUUAAACGUGCGGAGUUUGCAGUUGGAAGAGAGGAUCAAAAGAGCAGUGAAAGAGGAGAAAGAUUUGGCGAGCACGGCGGCCAGGGUGGGUGGACCGACUGUUGCGAAAAAAUUGGAGGCCAAGAGGCAAGAACUGGAAUCGCUGAAAAGCGAGGAAAGACGGGUAAAGGGCGAGCAGACGCGCAGAAACGAGAGGAAAAAAAUGUCAGUUUUUUAACCAAAUUGUUCUGCGUAAUCCAAAGCUGUUGAACUUCUGUGAAAGUAUUUCCAAUAAAUCUUACUUAUGUUUCUAAAUAUUAAAAAAUGACACCGGGUUUAACGUUGUUAUAGAAUAAAAUUUAAAAUAGAAAAGAAGAAAAUUUAAUAUUUUGUUAAAUUACCAAUAUAUUUUGGUUUAUCUAUUAUGUAAUAAUAACUACAUUAAUAUUCCAUGGCAUGUGAGAAACGAAGGGUUUUAAGUCUUUAUUAUGCAAGCAGGCUGGCUUCUUUGAUUAAUUUUUUAAAGAGGUGCGAUCCAUUUGAAACGGCUGAAGCACAUAAUUAUUAUUUUUAUAUAUUCCAAUCAAUUAAGUCAUUCAAAAAAUUGAAAUAGGAUACAAAGAGCAGAAAGGGUAUCACAACUAGCUGCAACUAGCAGAGGUCUGUUAAAACGUAACACUUCGUUAUAAAAAUUACUUUGUAAGUGAGAUUUGUUAU
Neocloeon triangulifer is the source of this 1915-nucleotide messenger RNA. Its product is annotated as zinc finger CCCH-type with G patch domain-containing protein. The record is from RefSeq and is a predicted model, not a curated record. Gene Ontology annotation, cellular component: nucleus. Lineage: Eukaryota; Metazoa; Arthropoda; Insecta; Ephemeroptera; Baetidae. Gene Ontology annotation, biological process: negative regulation of DNA-templated transcription; regulation of transcription by RNA polymerase II. Bases 141 to 1436 code for a protein of 431 amino acids. The transcript is spliced from 5 exons. Gene Ontology annotation, molecular function: metal ion binding; RNA polymerase II cis-regulatory region sequence-specific DNA binding; DNA-binding transcription factor activity, RNA polymerase II-specific.